CUUUUGGACAUGGACUGCUUUAACAUGCACGUGGAGCAAAGAAUGAACCCUGAGCUGGAUUUCCCAUAUUAAAGCAGAAUGGCAGAAUGUAGAGGUUUAAGGUGUUCACUGAAAAACAACAUUUAUAACUGUUGUCUGUUUGUUUCUAGGACAGUAUGGCAGUUGACUGGCUGGGCUUUGGCUUUGCAGCUGCUGUUGUGUUUGGAGGUUUUGUGGGGUAUAAAAGAAAAGGUAGCGUGGUGUCAUUAAUAGCACAACUGUUUUUUGGAGCCAUAUCUGCAUAUGGGGCCUUUAGGGUAUCUACUGACCCUCAAGAUAUAUGGAUUGCUCUAGUUGCUUCUGGUGCUCUGGCACUUCUGAUGGGGGUGAGAUUCAAGAAUUCUGGGAAAUUAAUACCAGCAGGUAUUAUAACUGGAUUAAGCCUCCUGAUGGUUGUUUAA
This is a messenger RNA of Colossoma macropomum (tambaqui), 440 nucleotides long. RefSeq names its product transmembrane protein 14C-like. Gene Ontology annotation, biological process: regulation of heme biosynthetic process. The transcript has 4 exons. Gene Ontology annotation, cellular component: mitochondrial membrane. The record is from RefSeq and is a predicted model, not a curated record. Bases 156 to 440 code for a protein of 94 amino acids. NCBI's taxonomy places the organism in Eukaryota, Metazoa, Chordata, Actinopteri, Characiformes, Serrasalmidae.